GGUUACUUCCCGCUGAAGCUUGCAUUUGAGCACGCCCGGGCACCCCGGGUCUUUCCUUGGGCUUGCAGCCAUGGCCCGCGAUGAGUUCAGUGGUGAGAAUCUGACGAUCGCCAGUGUGCAUGGAGACUCCAGCCAGGAGGUGUGCCGGAAGAGGUCGCAAGCGGAGGUAGAGGACAUUGCUGCCAAGGCAAAAUCCUCUUCAGGCAGCUUCUUUGGCGAAGAGGAGAAAUCGAAGAAGGAGGAGUGGGUUUUCCCAGCCUUUGAUGUCUUUCCUGAAACACUACGCUUGGGACCUUGGUCUCCUUUGGCCAAAGUCUUCCUGGUGAUCUUGGUCUCCUUCGUCCUUUGCACAUUGCCCUUCCUCACCAGACCUGAAUUGCCAUCGACCAAGUGGAAUUGGACGUAUGCCGCGGUGUCAGCCUACAUGAUCUUCGUCCAAAUUCAGUCCGUCUAUAAGUACAAAUGGUUUCCUUUAGCCACCUACACUUGUUGGUCAUAUUUCCUCUUGAACCUACACUUCCUCUUCCACGCGGUGGAUUUCCCGCUGGCUGCUGAGCUUUUGCGAUUCCCCUCACUGGCAAUGGCCACUGUGACCACCACAGUUUGGUGGCUCGUGCUUUUCCCAGUGAUUCUGGGAUUUUGCGAUUCAAAAAGCCGGUCUGGCUUCAUGAAGCUGAACUUCAGCUUCUUCCUGAUGAAUAUGCAUCUCCUCAACUUUCCCUUGGCUUUAUCAUCCUAUUGGCUCUUACCACGAGCUUUGGUGUUUACAGACUUUUGGGUGGCCACAAUAGUUGCGAUCGUUUACUUGUUCUUCUACUUACUCGUUCUUGAUCCGAAUGGUGUGCAUUUGUACAUCAUUUUGUCACCACGUCCCUGGUGGUGCGUGCUAUCAUACUCAGGGAUUUUGGCGCUCUAUGCCGGACUUUUCCAGGCCUUUUCUCACCACCCUCACCUUGGUUGAAGCCAUGUGUUCGAGUGAGGGCGCUUGAUAGUAGGAGGAUGUCAUGGAUUUGUUGAGUGAGUGCCCUUCCUGAACUAGGGAUGGGCAUCAUUUCCAGGCACCAUCGACAUCCGUCGACCCUCAGGGCCGACCAAAACCACGGAGCGUGAGUAAAAA
Messenger RNA from Durusdinium trenchii, 1117 nucleotides. NCBI's taxonomy places the organism in Eukaryota, Dinophyceae, Suessiales, Symbiodiniaceae. The record is from the annotation of a GenBank genome assembly.